Messenger RNA from Xyrauchen texanus (razorback sucker), 3645 nucleotides. Its product is annotated as rho GTPase-activating protein 22-like. The record is from RefSeq and is a predicted model, not a curated record. Gene Ontology annotation, molecular function: GTPase activator activity. Gene Ontology annotation, cellular component: focal adhesion. The coding region runs from base 416 to 2233 and encodes 605 amino acids. Lineage: Eukaryota; Metazoa; Chordata; Actinopteri; Cypriniformes; Catostomidae. Gene Ontology annotation, biological process: activation of GTPase activity; signal transduction. The transcript has 8 exons.
AUGAUACUGUGGGGUUCUAUAUGUUUGUUCUCCCUUUCCCUCAUACACACUUUCACUCUUUCUACGCUUUUCUCCUCUCUCUUUAUCUUUCUCUCUCUCUCUCUCUCUCUCUCUCUCUCUCUCUCUCUCUCUCACUCUUUCAUGUACACUUUCAUUCACUAUUUCUCUGUUCUCUCUUUCUUUUCUCUCUCUUACACACUUUCACUCUUACUUUUUCCAUUAUUUCUCCUCUCUGUCUUUCCUUCUUACAUACACACUUUCUUUUUCUCUCCUCUCUCUCUCUCCUCUCUUUCUCUUCUGCCAUUAUAUUGCCCCGGCACACACCUAUGCUGCGUAUUCACCUUCCACCAAGGCCAGAGAUGUAACUAGAAUGGCACAGCUGUAGCACUGCCCUUUUUGGCUCCCGUGUGCCAGUAUGGGGCUCAGUUGCCGCAAACUGCAGGAGCACCGAUCUGUUCACGCUAAGGGCACUACAGGAGAGAAGGACAGAUCAGCCCUGAGCCAUGAGGCUUUCUUGCUUAUGGCAAACUCCCAGAAUGACAUGGAGGAUUGGGUCAAAGCCAUCAGACGUGUCAUCUGGGCUCCUUUUGGAGGAGUUAUAUUUGGGCAACACCUAGAAGACACAGUACAAUAUGAGAAGAAGUUUGGGCCCCGGCUGGCUCCUCUGCUGGUGGAGCAGUGUGUGGAUUUCAUUCGGGAACAAGGUCUGAAAGAGGAGGGUCUCUUUAGGAUGCCAGGACAGGCCAACCUUGUCAAGGAACUCCAAGAUGCUUUUGACUGUGGGGACAAACCUCUGUUUGACAGUAACACAGAUGUUCACACAGUGGCGUCCCUCCUGAAGCUUUACCUCAGGGAGUUACCUGAGCCUGUAAUCCCCUUCAGCAAAUAUGAGGACUUUCUAACCUGUGCACAGCUUCUGCUAAAAGAUGAAGAAGUGGGACUCCCUGAGCUUGUGAAGCAGGUGAACACUCUUCCUCAGGCUAAUUAUAAUUUGUUAAAGUACAUUUGCAAAUUCUUGGAUGAGGUGCAGUCACAUUCAAAUGAGAACAAGAUGAGUGUUCAGAAUCUUGCAACAGUUUUUGGACCAAAUAUCCUUCGGCCUAAAGUGGAGGACCCGGUUUCAAUGAUGGAAGGAACCUCUCAGGUCCAGCACCUGAUGACAGUGUUGAUCAGUGAACAUGAGCUGCUAUAUGUUGGGACAGAGGGAGAUGUUUCGUCUGAGCAGACAGAAAGCUGUCCUCGGGCCAUGGUGGAGUGGAUCUCUGAGGAGGAGCCUCUGAACUGCCCAUCACCAAGUAAGACUUCCCAAAUGGUAGAGAGUGUUUCUGGUAGUGCCACAUCUUUGGAAAUCAAUGCAGGUGCCCCAACCACUGCCAAAGUGAUAACUCAGGGAAAAUCUGGGGUGAGCCCCAGCAAGCAGGCAAAAUCUCUUCCCUCCUGGAAGUACUCCUUCAAGAGUGGAGGGGUACGUGCUCAACCCGCAAAAAUUGGGGGCUCAUCUGUGGACGUAUCCAGCCUGCCCAGCACUGGAAACUGGUUAAUGAAUGGGCUUUCAUCUCUGCGUGUUCAUCGUCGUACGUCUUCAGGAGAACGGAUGGGCAAGGAUUCAGCUCUGUCACACCGUUUGUCCACUUAUGACAACGUGACCUCUUCUAGUCUCAGCGUGCCCAGUGCCGCAAGUACGCCCUGGUCCACGUCCUCCUGCGAGAUCUUAGUGGCAGACUCGGUGGGCAGUGACCCCUCUGGAUUGAACUCUUUGAAGGCUGGGUGGUCAGUUGGAGGAUCUGUUCAAGGGCAGGGGGAGGACAGGAGUUCAGAGGUCACAGACAGCAGUGAUGCACUUGGAAUGUGUGUGAGCAGUGCAGGUUGCAGUGAGAAUGGGAAUUUAGAAGAUCUGGCGACCAUCACAGGAGGUAAUGAAAAUAGCACGACGGCACUUGAUAGCCUGGUAACAGAGCUGAAAGACGAGUUGAAGAAGCAGAAGAUCAACUAUGAAUCACGAAUACGAAAGCUUGAGGAAUCAUGCAUAGCUCUGCGCUACCAGAUGGAGAGACUAGAGGAGGAGUUAGACCAGGAGAAGAAAAAGCAUCGCAUGUUGGAAAUUAAACUUCGCAACUCUCAGCGGGCCCGUGAGGACGCAGAGAACCGGAACCGUUUACUUCAACAUGAGAUGGAGGAGUUCUUCUCCACUCUGGGAGAUCUAACCUUGGGAACACGGACACGCAAAAUUUGACUAUCCCUUUGAUGGUUCAGUACUCAUUUAACACUGAGAGACUGUGUUGUAGAUUGAAUUGUGGAAUCUCACUGCUCAUGCAUCAUGAGUAUUCAGAGGUAAUUUCAUGCUGUUUUGUUACAGCUGUUAUCAUGUGUAGCAGUUCUACUUUUCCCUUUUAUCUUCAAUCAUAAGUUUUAGGGUAUGGUUCAAUUACUAGCAGUCAUUACUUUAAUAACAUGCACAGUAAAUACCAAAGCAUUACCUUCCUGAUCAGACUGUUUGCAAUAUUUGCCCUUCAAAAAGGCAGGCCAUUACAACAGCAAUGGAUUUUAAUGCAUGUUAUGAAAGAAAUCCUGUUUUAUUGUCUCUUAAAGUUCUCCCAAUUCCAUUUGUAAUUAACAAGUCUAUACCAUUUAAUACCAGUCACCAUUUAUAGUCAAGCUGCAUCCUAUCACACUGUGCCUGACACUACCAAACACAAUAGUAUGUCAUCGAUGGCUCAAUCAGACUACAAAGACAAAUGUUAUCAGCAAAUCCCUUCAUUGUAAGUAAAAAUGCACUAUAUAAUUUUUUUUUAUUUUUUAUUAUUAGACGAGGUAACAUUGUAGCCAUAAUAUGUCAAAAAAUAAAUAAAUAAAUUGACUAUUAGAAAAAGGACCAGAUAAUUUCAGUUGCAAGAUUGUCAAGGCUAGUAUUUAUUUAAGCUUAUUAAUGUAAACCUAGAAUUAUUCCUCGGGUUUUUUUUUUCAAAAUACACUCAAUGAACGAGUGUAUUUAUACAAAAGAUGACAGAACUAAGGCUGAUAUAUACUUGAAUGUGUUCGUAUAAAGUAAGACCUUUUGUUUUCUUGUUAAGUGGUAAUUUUUUACUGUUUAUUAAUUUCUGUUUGCAGAAAGUGCCAAAGUAGAGGCCCUCAGAAAAUGGGUAUUGAUAUGAUUUCAUUUUAAAUCAAUACUCACUAGCGUUAAUUAAAUACAUUUACCAUUGCCAUCAAAAUUGUGCAAUGUUGUGACUUCAUGAUGUACUAAGAAAACCAUAAACAACUUGUAAUGAGUGACCUAACAACUAAAUCAUACUGACUAAUAACACAUUGCAGUGAAAACUGAGUUCUGUAUAAAGUUUUCAAAAACACUUUCAAGGGCUUAAAAAAUGCAUCUUAUGUGAUAUAAUGUAUAAAGCAAAAAUGUCCACUGUCAAAUCAAAUACUGUAUAUGUGAAUAACUUUUUGGAAAUAGGGAACAAUGUUAUGACAAAUUAUGACAGACACUAAGCAAACCAAUUUUCUGACAGUUUAUUUCUAUUUUUCCAGUUGUAAUGAUGUUAACACAGUUGAAUUUACGUGCACUCUAAAGAGGUGGUAAUCUGUAAACCCUACAAAACAACUGCAUCAGUUUGUGAAAUGUAAUAAACUCGGCUCCAUGAUCAUAUA